Molecule: messenger RNA, 757 nt
Organism: Diabrotica virgifera virgifera (western corn rootworm)
Lineage: Eukaryota; Metazoa; Arthropoda; Insecta; Coleoptera; Chrysomelidae
Gene: mRpL53
Product: 39S ribosomal protein L53, mitochondrial
Exons: 3
Coding region: 100-513 (137 amino acids)
Cellular component (GO): mitochondrial large ribosomal subunit
Source: RefSeq, a predicted model, not a curated record
UUGACAUCUGCCAAAGUCAAAAGUCACGUUUUUAUAAAAAUAUCCUUCUUGUGAGGAAGUUAUUUGUUUUCAUUUUCAUAAUUAGAAAGGAGUUUAAAAAUGUCUAUCUAUUUUAGCGGUGGUUUUACUAGGUCAGCCGGGAUAAUAAGUGCCAUAAAUAAACAACUAAAAUUAGUUAACUUAAAACCUGUUAAAAAGAUUCAGGUUCAAUUUGAUCCAUUCCAUGCCAAUGCGGUAACCGCUCGAGAUUUCCUUUUCCAUAUAUCAACACCAAAAGUAAUAGAAACAAACUUAAGUUGUGUGAUAAAACCAAAUGUUGUAUGUGACAGGAGUGAACCAGAGAUAAAGAUUGACUUGGGAGAUGCAGGCACAGUGAAGUUUUUAGCCAACAACUUGACAGUCUUAGAAAUACUGCAGCAGUUCAAUAAACACAUCAGCUCCAAAGUUCCAGUAGAGCCAGUUGCAUCACCUAUUACAACAAAAUUAGAGGCUAAAAGGAAGGGCAAGAGGUGAAAUGGGCAACAAAAAGAAGGACUUCCAUCUCAAACUUAUCGAACACGUUUAUGAUAAUAUUCCCGCUUUUACAGAUAUUUUUACUGAAGAUACAUUUUAUAUAUUUGCCAUAACCAUUGUGAUUAGUACUAUUGUAAUCGUGUUUAUUAUUUCUAGGUUUGUUACCUUAAAAGAAGUUGAUAUAUAAGUUUUGUUAGAUAGGUUAUGUAUGAUGUGAUUAGGCUGAAAUACAUUUUGAAUGUUU